ACAAUGCACUGUUCUUUUGCUGCCUUGUAAGCACUGAUAUCUCCUUAAAAAAAUGCAAAUCUAGUUAUAUUUAGCAAACUUUGUCAAUAAAACUGGUGUUGUUGUUGUUGCAUUUGUGAUUGAUUUAGAGUAGACUUUGGCUACGAUAUCCUUCCAGAGGAACAUGAUUGUAGAGCUCAGGAAGGCCCCCCUCCCGGAGUCUCUUAAUUUGUUCCUGUUUGUUGCACCAUGUCAGCUGCUGCUGUAAAGAAAGGGUCCUGGCUAACUGAAAUGCCUGGCAACUGUAACCAAGGGGCAGGCAUUGCUGGGCUUGGCCAUUUGUCUGUGCAAGUGACUUGAGGGAGGGAUAAUAAAACAAGGAGAGCCACUGAGCUGUAGGAGACAAGAGGGGGAGAUGGAAUUAUUUGAUUAUUUUUGGUUGGGGCAACAUCUUCAGGGUGUGCAGGAAGAGGAGGAUAAUGAGAAAAGAGGGCGACCCUUGGAAAGAUUGGAGAGAGAGAGAGAGAAAGAGAGCAGUGUGCUGGGAGGAGUUGUGUGAGAAAGAGGACCUCAGGUGCCGCCAAAAGGGAAGGGAGGAGAUUUAGAGAGAGAGAGAGAGAGCGAGAGCAGCAGAGAGAGAGGGGAAAGGAAGGAGGGAGCGAAUGUUAUCGAGAGGCAGAGUGGAAGAGAGAGAGAGAGAGAGCGAGAGAGAGAGACUGUGAGGGGGAGAGGAAACUGUGUGCCACUCACAGCAUCUCUGAGCACCAUCGUGAGGAAUUGGUCUCUUCUCUUCGGCUCAUCGCCACUUGACACAUGGCUCUGAGCGUUCCUUUUCUGCUUUCGUUUGGAAUAGAUUAAUUCCAUGUCUUAACUUUUUACUUGUGCAAAUUUUGAAAUGUGUUUUUGAAUCCUUAUUUUAAAAGUGUGCUUGUCACCUUAAGCAGGAACUGCUCUCAACCUGCUUUGGCUCACAGGUCGCAGGAAAAGCUGACAAGGGCAGGAGUGAUACAUGGAUCUUUGACUUUUUUUUUUUGCAAACAGAGUAUGUCACAGUUUCGCCUUUUGUUGUUCAGAAGAGGAGACUUGUUCACAAUGAGCCGUAAGGAAGUUGGCUAAUGGAGAGACGAUCAGGACUACCUCAGCAGAACAGACCUUGAAAGAAGCUUGGCAUGUACAACUAAUCAUAUCAGUUGCAGAGUCUCGCAAACUGUGUGAUCAUGAGUGGAUAUACAAAGCUUUUGCCCAUGGCUGUCCAUUUCUCUUUUUUGAGAUCUGAGGAGGCUUUCACAUAAGCAGCUAUAUACCUCAUUCAGAAACACUGGUACCAUUUUUUUUUUUUUUUUACCUUUUUACAUGGCCUGCUUUUUCCUCUAUCCAACACGCAUGGAAAAUGUUUAUGAAAAGUAAAUGGAUUGGGAGCAAAGCAGACCAAAGCCGUCAAUGUGGGCCCCCAAAACAUGAUCUUGAAAUUGAUUAGUUCCGUUUUGCCUCACUCAGACGCCUGCAGGCUCUGCGCAACGAUAGCUCUGAUCAUCGGAUCCUUAUUCCACAACCCCUUCUCAUAUCCUGCAUAUUGUAUACUUGUGAGGACAGCUUAAGGAAUUAGCAGACUUCACUGCAAAUACUGAAUUAUCAGUCCGAACUGUGGACCAAAUUGCCAGCUGGACUUCACCACAGACAUGCAACAUUUUUGUAAUUGCUGACAUUUUCAGCAGUCCUAGUUUUGCUUGCAGAGGAAAUAUCUCUGCCUGACAAUUAUGGAACUGCUAAGCAUGACUGAUUUCAGAGGAGAGCUGGGAGCCCUUUUUUCUCUCCUUAUGGGCUGUAUUGAUUUUUGCCAAUGCUCAUUUCAUUGAAAUCCAGCCAUGUGAAAGACAGAGGAAAAGGGAAAAGAAGGAAGAUUGAGUUCUGCUGGAAGAGAUCACAGAGAGGGCACCUACACAGGCUCACAGGCCAUCUGCACUGCGUUUAGGAUAGAACCCUAUCCAAGUGAACAGGGUCCGGGACAAUGAACCAGUCAGGGCUGAUUGAACCGGUCCCCACUGCAAACAGCAGCCUUAGCAAUUACUUCAGCAGGUCACUAAACCAUUCCUGCCCUCUGGGUUGGGGACAAAACAAGGUUGUGGAGGCUUGUGUCUUGGAGACAGCCGUCAUCGUAUUACUGACCGUGCUUAUCAUUGCAGGGAAUGUGACUGUGAUCUUUGUGUUUCAUUGUGCCCCUUUGUUACACCAUUACACCACCAGCUACUUUAUCCAGACUAUGGCCUAUGCUGAUCUGUUGGUGGGGCUCAGCUGCCUAGUGCCCACCCUUUCACUGCUCCAUUAUCCAGCUGGUGUCCAAGAGCCACUCACCUGUCAGGUGUUCAGCUACGUCAUCUCUGUUCUCAAGAGCGUUUCAAUGGCCUGUCUGGCUUGUAUUAGCGUGGACCGCUAUUUGGCUAUUACAAAGCCCCUAUCUUACAACCAGUUGGUAACACCCUGCCGCCUUCGUUGCUGCAUCGUUCUCAUAUGGAUCUACUCUUGCGUGGUGUUUCUACCUUCAUUCUUUGGCUGGGGUAAGCCGGGGUACCAUGGGGAUAUCUUCGAAUGGUGUGCCAACUCUUGGCCCACAUCUGCGCUCUUCACUGGCUUUGUGGUGUGCCUGCUGUAUGCCCCUGCGGCCCUUGUGGUCUGUUUCACAUACUUCCACAUCUUCCGCAUUUGCCAGCAGCACAACCGGGAGAUCAGUGAACGAAGGGCACGCUUCCCCAGCCAGGAGAUGGAAACUGCAGAAGGGGGCCAUCCUACAGGCCACGGACCGGACCGACGUUAUGCCAUGGUACUCUUUCGCAUCACCAGUGUCUUCUACAUGCUGUGGCUCCCCUACAUUUUCUACUUUCUUCUCGAGAGCUCCCAUGUGCUGGACAGCCCUGCACUCUCCUUCGUGACCACCUGGUUAGCAAUUAGCAACAGCUUUUGCAAUUGCGUCAUUUACAGUCUUUCCAACAGUGUGUUCCGACUGGGGAUGCGCAGACUCUCGCAGACCCUUUGCUCGUCCUGCUCUUUCAGCCCUUGUACUCAUGAUGAUAAGGACUUUGGCGAGCCAAAGCCAAGGAAGAGAGCCAAAUCUUGCUCCAUCUGAAGAUUUGCAAAGAAUUGCGGAGAUCAAUCUUAAGCUGCUAAAUGUUGGCAUUCGGCCCAGAUUUAACAAACAACAAUAUAAUUGUAAAGUAAAUAGAAACUUAGUAGUUUCUUGAAAGUAGAUUGACUGUGUUACACACGCCUAGCUAGACAACACCCUUUUGUCUAGUCCUCAUAUGAUCUACAUCCUUGAAAAUAUUAAAUUGACACCUGCCUUGGUCCUGUAAAUAACAUAAAAUGGUCAUUGGACGUGACCACCUAGAAAUAUGCAGUUUUUAGAGAGUUUGUGAGCAAAAUAUAUCUACAAAAUAUUUACAAGUCAAUGCCAGGGGUGGGUUCAAAGCUCUUCUUUGUGAUCGCUAUUUCCAAAUAUAGAGCACACUUGCUAUUUUUAGUCACAUUACCCUUGUUGCAGAAUUGGAUGUUUUGAUGUUUUAGUUAGUUUUGUUUCACAGCUGUAACCAUAAGUAGCAUCUUUACAAAAGGAUUUGAAGACCUUUUUGACUAUUGUUUUAUUUCCAUUGACUUGAGUCUUUGGAGUCUUGAGCCUCAUUCUUAUUAUGGCACAGUAUGUCUUAAAUCUAGGAUUUAAAUGCAGCUAAAACAAAUAUGUUGGACCUGUGAAUCACGUCAAACACGAUAUAGCAAAGGGCGAAAGCAGUUGAUCCAAGUAUCUAUCUAUAUAUAUUUUAUUUUUAUUUUUUUUUCUUCAAAUCUUCAUUCUAGAUCUGAUCUUUUUCUUAGGAAUCUUUAAAUAUCACAUGCGCACAAUAUCAACAAUGCCUGUAAUAGUUCUGGACUGUAGUUUAGAUCCUCAGUGGUGUAAAGCCUUAGCUGUUUGUAAUUAGACCUACUGUAUUUGCCUGCAGUGACCCUUUGAGAAACAUGCAACACAGCAUGUUUUAUUUUAUUUUUCUUGCCAGAUCAGCUUUAACUUAACUUGACAUUCACAUUACUGUGAGGCUGAGCUUUUGAUUCUUCUCUCUUCUCUUUACUGUAUGUAUGUCCAAAACAAAUUUAUUUCUUGCUAAUUUCUUUGAAAACAUACUGUUUUGCUUUCAUCUGACUCUUUCAUUUACCUCUAUUGUCAUUUCAUGAGAUCUGAUGUUUAAUUAAAUGUAAUUUAUUUUUAUAGUUUUAUCUUUUUUAGGGUUUUAAAUUUGCGAAGGCAGGAUUCAAUUGUUUUUCAAAAUCAACUACACAUAUUUUAUAGCUUUUUUUAAACUGGCAUGGAAGCGGCAGAAAAGGUUGCAUUCUCAAGUUUUCUAGAUUUUUGCCAUUAUGUUCUGUGAGCUUUUUAUAAUGGUUUAUAAUUAACAGAUAUCUGUUAUGAUUUUUACAUUUUAAUAUUUAUUUUCCAAAGCAAGACAUUGAGAAAUGAUAUGUUCUGUAUUUAAUGUCAAAUUGAAUAACAUCUGUAUUUCUGUUUAAAAUAUUCUGCCAUGAGUAAAGGUGAGCUUUUUUGUUAUCACGUAUCAACAUGGAAGCCAUCAUUUAUAUAAUGGUACAAAGAAUACAAUAUAUGGCUGCUUCUAUUGGAUUUGUAAUACUUGGGUAUUGUUUGAGGCAGCAUUAAACAGAUAUGGUUUUGAGUCAAGUAUUGGUGGUUUAGUAAGAAAUAUUUCAUUUUGCUCAUACCUGUAAACUUGAUUUGCCAGUGGAUGUUACAGCUUUUUAAAAUUACAUGCUGAACCUCACAGUUCUAAAAAAAAAAAAAAAAAAAAAAGUCUGUCAAAAAGUACAACUAGGCUAGUUGAUGUACAUUAUUCAUUCUUAACAACAAAGUAAAAAUAAUUAUUUAUUUUUCAAUGUCCAAAUUUUAUGAAACUGAUGAAAUAGCAGGAUAUUCCUGUAUUCAUUUUGCUUUACAGCUGAUGUUUCAUGAUGGAAACCAUGAACCUAUGACAUCUCUGUCCAAUUUUUUUCUUCUAAUUAGGAAAGAAUACAAAAGAAAAGAGAUAUAUAUAUAUAUAUUAGUUCAUAGAUUUUUUUUUUCUGUUUUUGUGAGACUUUAGUUUUGCUGUUGCUGCCAGUACAAUAAAAGUAAACAGUGAACUCUGAUUUAUGACAACUGCAUCUUUUUGGUUGUGGUUCAUCUGGAUUUGUCCUCAACAAAAUUAA
Molecule: messenger RNA, 5220 nt
Organism: Myxocyprinus asiaticus (Chinese sucker)
Lineage: Eukaryota; Metazoa; Chordata; Actinopteri; Cypriniformes; Catostomidae
Product: G-protein coupled receptor 52-like
Exons: 2
Coding region: 1988-3100 (370 amino acids)
Biological process (GO): G protein-coupled receptor signaling pathway
Cellular component (GO): membrane
Molecular function (GO): G protein-coupled receptor activity
Source: RefSeq, a predicted model, not a curated record